Messenger RNA from Megalops cyprinoides (Indo-Pacific tarpon), 1790 nucleotides. Its product is annotated as TLC domain-containing protein 4-B-like. Gene Ontology annotation, cellular component: endoplasmic reticulum; membrane. Gene Ontology annotation, biological process: lipid homeostasis. The transcript has 8 exons. The record is from RefSeq and is a predicted model, not a curated record. The coding region runs from base 314 to 1129 and encodes 271 amino acids. NCBI's taxonomy places the organism in Eukaryota, Metazoa, Chordata, Actinopteri, Elopiformes, Megalopidae.
UUCAAUAAAGGAGGAGCCACAGAGAGCUCUGAAGAGCCAUGGAACAUAACUGGAAGGGGAGGGGCACUCCUACUCUAGAGUCAUUUUCCUAAUGUGGGAGUGGAACCUGGACAUGACCCAAAAAAGUCUUUAGCAGGUUGGAGGAUGUGGGCUGGAUCCAUGUAGGUCCUUUGACAGCGUUCCUAACAACCUCCCUCCCCAACCCCCAGUGGAAAUAGACUCUCCAUGACAGCCCCUAUGGAGUGCACAGCAAUGCGCCUAGCUGCACCCCUUCUGCCCAAACCACCACCAUAACCAGCUGGGCUCCAGGUGAAUGAUGGAGAUGAGAGAGGUGUCUGUGGUGACAGGGAGCUUUGUGGGGUUCCAGGUGCUCUUCUCUGUGGCCAGCCCACUACUCUCCUCCACGCUCACAUCGGGAUACAGCCUCCUGCCGCCCGCCAAGCACACUGAGUGGAACUCUCGGUUGGUGUCCACCGUGCAUGCGCUGAUCGUGGGGCUCUUCUGUCUGUACAUCCUGUGGUUCGACGAUGCCGUCAACGCAGACCCAGUCUGGGGGGAUCCUGGGCUAGUGAAGCUUAAUGUGGCUAUAACCUGCGGCUACCUCCUCUAUGACCUUGUGCUCCUGGCUCGCAACUGGGGCAUGAUGGGAGACAGCUUUUUUGUGUGUCACCACUUGGCGGCGCUCUAUGCAUAUGGAUAUGUCUUGACGCGGGGUGUACUUCCAUAUUUUGCCAACUUCCGCCUCAUCUCAGAGCUGUCCACACCAUUCGUCAACCAGAGAUGGUUCUUUGAAGCUCUCUCAUACCCACGCUCAAAUCGCCUGGUGGUGGCUAACGGCGUUGCCAUGGCGGUGGUCUUCUUCCUGGUCCGCAUUGCUGUCAUGCCGCCCUACUACACUCGGAUGGUGGCCACAUUUGGGACCCCUGCAUUUGAGCGGCUGGGGCAGGGAGCGCAGGUGGCCUGGAUUACUUCCUGCAUCUGCCUGGACAUCCUCAACACUGUGUGGAUGUACAAAAUCGCCAGAGGGUGCUACAAGGUCCUGACCGUAGUGGGCAGGAAGUCCAAGGCCGCUCCCCCAGACAGGCCAAACCGUCUCCCCGGCUCCCAUGCCAACAGCCACCGAGACUGAGGCGUGUGGGGCUGUUGGAGGGAGGGCUGUCCAGGUGUGUCUGUCUCACACAAUUCCCAAAAACAAGACUGCUACAGAGUCCGCAUACUCCCUGGCCCUAGAUGCAUGGUGCGACUGAUCUGAGAACAGUAAGCUUGCAGAACGUGUACUGUCCAAUACAUCGACAGGGUAGACCCCUGCUGCAGACGUGAUUUCCACCUUCCAGCCUCAGGUGGGCCUUGAUUAUGUUAGCCUGAUACGACAGGGCAGGGGAGCAUGAAACCAUGAAACCAAUCAGAGCUCAUGUGCGGUAGCGGCCUGAUUUCACUGGGUUCUGUGAAAGCAAGGCAGUUAGCCAGUUUUGCUGUCACGAUAAACUUUUUGGAUGGUUCUUUUUGAAAAUCUCUGCAUAUGUGAUGCACAUAAACUUGUAAUGGAAUAGAAUGUGCUAGCAUAUUACAGUAAAUGCACUUUGCAGUCUGGAAAGGGUCACCCUGCCACACCCUAAAUUACAUUUUUACAAUUCAGUUUUAAGGCAUUGUUUACCUGUAAUACUAGGAACCCUCUGAGCCACCAACUAAUCACAAUGGCUAAAUUCAGCCACCUUCUGCCACAGGGCCGGUCCAAGCCUUUAUGGGGCCCUAAGCAGAAUUUGAUUUGGGGGCCCCCCACCGCCUCGGUG